AUGGAGCUUGCCUUGUUGUGUGGGAUGCUGGUGAUGGCUGGUGUGACUCCAGCCCAGGGCGGGCUCCUGAACCUAAACAAGAUGGUCCGACAAGUGACGGGGAAGAUGCCCAUCCUCUACUACUGGCCCUAUGCCUGUCACUGCAGACUUGGUGGCAGAGGCCAGCCCAAAGAUGCCACGGACUGGUGCUGCCAGAAACAUGAUUGCUGCUACACCCACCUGAGGAUUCACCAGUGCAGGCCCACGACUGACAAUUACAAAUACACCUUUUCCCAGGGGGACAUCCAGUGCUCUGUCAAGGGGAGCUGGUGUGAGCAGCAGCUGUGUGCCUGUGACAAGGAGGUGGCCUUGUGUUUGAAGCGCAACCUGGACAGCUACAACAAGCACCUGCGUUACUACUGGUGGCCCAACUGCCAGGGUCAGAAACCUGCGUGUUAG
Molecule: messenger RNA, 438 nt
Organism: Castor canadensis (American beaver)
Lineage: Eukaryota; Metazoa; Chordata; Mammalia; Rodentia; Castoridae
Gene: Pla2g2d
Product: phospholipase A2 group IID
Biological process (GO): phospholipid metabolic process; lipid catabolic process; arachidonate secretion
Molecular function (GO): calcium ion binding; phospholipid binding
Source: RefSeq, a predicted model, not a curated record